CUAAGUAGUAUACAUCAAAGUAGGUUACCCAUCAUGGCGGAUAUUGAGAAGAAAGCUUUGUAUGAAAUGGCGUCUUCUCAGUUAAAUUCUAACCAUACGAAUGCUAAAAACACACCAGGUAUGGCUAGAGACGAACGGAAGGAUAGCAAUCAUACUGAAGAGAUUAAUCCCGAUAUUGGAGAUCAUUUUCUAGUGCAACGAUCGGACAAUUCUUGGCAUGUUGCGGAAAUAAUUCAAACAAGACUUACUGAUGUUGGCGGUAAGGAAUUCUAUGUUCACUACGACGGUUUCAAUCGUCGUUUAGAUGAAUGGGUGGAAUUAGACAAGUUUGAUUUGUCUCAUAAAAUUGACGACCAGCAAAGUAAGGUGAAAGAUCUUACGAUUAACCUGACUGAUUUGAGCGACGGGACCGAUCGAAAGAUCACGAGAAAUCAGAAAAGAAAGCAUGAUGAGAUCAACCAUGUCCAGAAAACGUACGCAGAAAUGGACCCAACAACGGCGGCUUUAGAAAAGGAACACGAAGCAAUCACGAAAGUGAAAUAUAUCGAUAAAGUUCAAAUUGGGAAAUAUGAAAUCGAUGCCUGGUACUUUUCACCUUACCCAGAAGAGUAUGGAAAGCAGUCAAAAUUAUGGAUUUGUGAAUACUGUUUGAAAUAUAUGCGUCUUGAGAAAACAUACCGAUACCAUCAAACCCAGUGCACGUGGCGCUAUCCUCCUGGAAAGGAAAUCUACAGAAAAGGCACAGUGUCGUUGUUUGAGGUUGACGGAAAAGAUGCCAAAAUCUACUGCCAGAACCUUUGCCUUCUUGCUAAGAUGUUUCUUGAUCACAAAACUCUGUAUUUUGAUGUAGAACCCUUCCUUUUCUACAUCUUGACAGAAGUUGAUCGACAAGGGUGUCAUCUUGUGGGAUACUUCUCCAAAGAAAAAGAAUCUCCUGAUGGUAACAAUGUUGCCUGUAUACUCACCCUUCCACCAUUCCAACGGAAAGGGUAUGGAAAGUUUCUGAUUGCUUUCAGCUAUGAGUUGUCAAAACUGGAAGGGACAGUUGGUUCACCGGAAAAGCCCCUGUCAGAUCUUGGAAAGUUGAGUUACCGAAGUUACUGGUCAUGGGUAUUGUUGGAGAUUUUGCGAGAUUUCCGUGGAACCCUUUCAAUUCGUGACUUGAGUCGCAUGACAAGCAUCACCCAGAAUGACAUUAUCAGCACAUUGCAGUCACUCAACAUGGUGAAGUACUGGAAAGGGCAGCAUGUGAUUUGUGUGACACCCAAGCUAGUAGAAGAGCAUUUAAAGAGUGCCCAGUACAAACGUCCUCCGAUUACAAUAGAAGCACCAUGUUUACGUUGGGAACCUCCCCGUAAAAUUGCUAAAGUUGCCAAAAAGUGAACAUAAUCAAUAAAUCAUGAUAAAGCUCAGUUGUGUAAGAAUUGAGUAAAUGAAUUGAUGUAGAUAUUUAUGUUAGAGUUUCAAUUUCUCUUAUUGGACACUGGCAGAUUCACGAAAGACAGAAUAGAGAAUGGAUCUUGUGCCUUUUUGAGAAUUACACUAUUCAAAUCUUCUGGACAACUGAAUAUUAUCAAGAGGCUAUUAAAAAUGUUCUCUUUGGUUCUCCAGAUUGUUACAUGUUUAUUGACAGUCCAAUAAUCCUGUGGUAUUUGUAACAAUUUAUAGAAUGACUGAUGUUAUCAUCUAAAAAUGUUAACUGUGUUUAUGAUGUUAAUGCAUGAUUCAUCAGUUUUAUUGUUUGAAAUUGAUGUAAACAAUGUCAGUUUUGUCCAAGCAUGAUUAUUACAGUAAUCAUGGUAACAUUAACACGGCACAUUCAAAAUGUUCCAUAUUGAAAUUGUCAUGCUGUAGUUCUAUUAAUGUGGAAUAUUUGAACUACUAGCAUGGCUUCUAAAACAUUUUAGAUCAUGUCUUAAGGAGAGGUAUUAUCACAACACUGUGGGUUCAUGAUUUCUGUUUUGUUUUGUUACAAAUAAGAUUAAAUAAAUAUGUAUAAAAUGUC
Haliotis rufescens (red abalone) is the source of this 2005-nucleotide messenger RNA. RefSeq names its product histone acetyltransferase KAT8-like. The record is from RefSeq and is a predicted model, not a curated record. Gene Ontology annotation, biological process: regulation of DNA-templated transcription. Lineage: Eukaryota; Metazoa; Mollusca; Gastropoda; Lepetellida; Haliotidae. Gene Ontology annotation, molecular function: histone acetyltransferase activity. The transcript has a single exon. Bases 34 to 1383 code for a protein of 449 amino acids.